AUUUUUAUUUAAUGUGCAGAGCUUUUUGUUUUCAUCGCGUCCAUAUUGGUCCAUAUGGCUCCACUGUUACCAACAUUGCAAAACAACAACAUUUUUACAGAAUCUGCUGAACAAAAAUUAUCCACAUAACGUUUUUUUGUGAAUUACAAGCUUAUACGGUAGCAGAAUGUCUGGAUUGCCAAGGUGGUUGCGUAAAUUGAUCCGUCGCAGAAUGAAUCCUGUGCCAGUCUCAAAAGCUAUCAGUACAAGAGACAAAUUAUCCUUAUUCUACAUGUUUGUUGCGUGGAACGUCUUCUUUGUAGCUGGCUAUCAUUUCUACACCAAAGGCAGAGUGGACAAAGGGGAGAAUACUGGCAAAGCGUGGGCGCAGUACUUGGGCUUAAGAAACGUAACCAUACACAAAUACCAAGGUUUCUCAAAAAUUGGAGUCGAAGUUCUGGAUGAAGAGCAAAAGGAAGCCAGUGCUAGUGGUUAAAUUAUGUGCUUAAAUUUUGAGAAACUGCAUUUCUGUAACUGUAAAUAAAGUUUGCUUUGGUUAAGUUUUUAUGAGGAGAAAUGUCAGUAUUUUGGAAAUAUAGUUUUAUUAUAAAAUACUUUAAAAACAUUGUGAACGACACCAUUUUAUCAAUAAAAUGUAAAUAGCUGAAAUCAGCAGGUCAACAGGCAAAUUUUAUAAAUAGCUUAUUUUAUGUGUGGAGCUUACAUGGUAUAUUUGGAUCACACUUUCGUCUCCAUGUUCUGGGCUAAGGCCACUUCCUUCAAAGCGUCAAUUUCUGUUAUGGUAACGCCACUGUGCCGCUCCGAUAAUCUCUGGUCCAUUUCGCACAGCAGCGCUGACCUAUACAAGCAAAACUCUGAUAUAAAGAUAAUCACAUAAAAGGUUUUGUUUUCCGACCUGUAUGUUUCAUAUCGCAUGACAAUCUCCUCAAGACCCUGUUUGUACAGCCUUUUUAAAUAAGCGUCAAAGCAGUCCAGUUGUGGUAGCUUGAACAUAUCCCACUUCAAUUUGUGGUCAAACUCCUGAGCUGCCAUGAAGUAAACCACUAGCCAAUGAGGGAUUUCUGCAUCAUAAAAAAAAUUAAGUUCUUGUUCAACUGAAUUUGAAUGUGAAAUAUGCCUUGAUUAAGAUAGGGGUUGGCAGGAACUAAGACACUGUGCGGAUGGAAGUGUGUGUGGCGUGGCGGCGGCAAGGGCGACAUCAUUCUUGGCGCUAUGUCCAUCUGGAUACGCACUUCGGGUUGAUAGAUGUAGUGUGGCGCGCAGGGAUGCUCGUACUGAGCUUGUCUUGUAAUGUGACUGGAAAUAAAGAAUCAUAAAAAUAAAAUCCAAUUAA
Molecule: messenger RNA, 1333 nt
Organism: Neocloeon triangulifer
Lineage: Eukaryota; Metazoa; Arthropoda; Insecta; Ephemeroptera; Baetidae
Exons: 3
Coding region: 167-475 (102 amino acids)
Source: RefSeq, a predicted model, not a curated record